UUUAUUAGAGUGAGUCGUUUAUACAACUACUGCGUAUUGUAAUAUUUCUUUUUCAACUUAAGAAUAUUUACCAACAAAAUGCUUGCUGUCAUAACUGCUAUUGGUAUAUUUAUAAGCUCAGUGUACGCAUUUGACGGCUGCUAUAAUUUAGGCGAUGUGAUACAACCAGAAGGAAAUUUAAGUGUUUCAGAAGCUUUUAGGGUGUAUAAUAUAGUGCCUGAGUAUAUACUUACCCCUCCAGAUGAUCAAUUAGUGGCUGGUUACCCAGAUGUGGAGAUACGUCUUGGCACUAAAUUCUCUCCUGUAAGAACUAUCAACUCUGUUUAUCUUAAUUAUCCAAAUGGAGCUGAGAAUGAAAUGUAUACCGUUAUGCUGUUAGACAUUGAUGCAAGUACGGGAGAUGAUGAAUUUUCAGCAUACAUUCAUGGUAUGUUCCUGAACAGUCCUGCGAGUAACUUGCUACUUGGGGACCAGAUUGUGCCAUAUGUUCCUGCUCAGCCUAUGCCAGGAACUGGAUACCAUCGAUAUGUCGGCUUGUUAUACCAACAAUCAGAAUAUCUGAAUCCUAACCAGACGAAGUACUAUCAGUUGGCUCGUCAACGGACUCGCUUUUCAGCAAUGGAUUUUGCUCAAGAAAAUAAUUUGAAGGAACCAGUAGCUGGCAACUUCUUCCUUGCCGAAUAUACUAUGUGUGAAAACUGUUAAUGGAAGAAUAUAAAUUAAUUCAAGAUUGAAAACUUAUCCUUGAA
Messenger RNA from Colias croceus (clouded yellow), 749 nucleotides. Its product is annotated as protein D2-like. The record is from RefSeq and is a predicted model, not a curated record. The transcript is spliced from 5 exons. Lineage: Eukaryota; Metazoa; Arthropoda; Insecta; Lepidoptera; Pieridae. Bases 79 to 705 code for a protein of 208 amino acids.